Neurospora tetraspora is the source of this 600-nucleotide messenger RNA. RefSeq lists its product as uncharacterized. Lineage: Eukaryota; Fungi; Ascomycota; Sordariomycetes; Sordariales; Sordariaceae. The transcript is spliced from 2 exons. The record is from RefSeq and is a predicted model, not a curated record. Bases 1 to 600 code for a protein of 199 amino acids.
AUGUCGAUCCCCCGAAUGCCAGAUGGCAGCAGCUUCUAUUUCUCUUCAAUAUCCGAAGUGUACAUGGCAGACACCAGGCAAGGUCUCAAGCAAGUGUGGAAGUUGCCGGUGCAUAUGACCAGCCCCAACGCCUUCCAACCAACGAUUCCACCGACUAUGGGAGAGGCAGAGGAUAUUAUCCGGCGAAUGGAAAGAUAUGACCAGAUGGACGGCAAGAGGAGAGUGUGCACCGCCCUUGAACUCUAUUAUGAGCAGGCAGGAAAGAAGUUGAACAACGAGCCCGGGAAGAACUUUCAGGCUCUUUGGGACCAGCUCGUGGCUAGUGCCCAAGAAGCGGUACAAGAUGCGAUAACCAACAGUAAGAGGUAUGAGCGGCCGAUAGAGUGGGCGCAGCUGCGAGUGGAUAGCAAGCUCUGGGAGGCGAGGUGUGCCUUGUACGCGAUCGAGAAAUGGGACCUCGGACUUGAGAAUCAGGGCAUCAAGAAAUACGAACCCGACCAAUGCUACUACAAGCUACCCAGGUGUAGAAUGCAGUACCCGGAGGAGGAAGACCUAGAAGUCUACCAGCCGCUCAUUCUGCACCGGAACGGAACCAUCUGA